CCUCUCAGUUUAAGCACAAAUAUUUUCCGAAAAGACCUCAUCAAAACAAAAAUUUCACAGGGUAAUAUCAUCAAUAAAAAAGAUGGCACGUACAAAGCAGACUUCAAGUAAAUCAACUCCUCCUAAAAAACUCGACACCAAAGCUGAUCAUAUAUCAGCACUAUCCAUCGGAGUUGUCGAAAAACCUUCAGAUUCAACACAAAGCUUUGACGAGAUUCAACAUCCAUCAACUGACGUUGCAAAAUGUGAUGAAAUAAAAGAAUCUGAAGUGGAUGUUUUGUUAAAACGCAUAAGCGAGCUUGAAGCCGCACUUGAACAACGUGAAAAUAAGAUUGCUGAAUUUAAAAGUUUGAUGAGCAAAGUACAAACAUUUAAUUUUGAAACAUGAUUUAAACUGUUGAUUAAUUCAGGUGCUCUGUUUAAUACUAAUUUUAAAUAAGCAG
Messenger RNA from Clunio marinus, 443 nucleotides. The record is from the annotation of a GenBank genome assembly. Lineage: Eukaryota; Metazoa; Arthropoda; Insecta; Diptera; Chironomidae.